AUGGCGCCGAAAUAUGGUGGCAUGUCCGGAAGGCCCCUGAGUUUGACGGUGUCGACCAUCGCCACUAUGGGCUUCUUGCUUUUCGGUUACGAUCAGGGUGUCAUGUCCGGCAUUAUUGAUUCCGAUGCCUUCGGCAAGCUUAUGCCUAUCACCCAUGGCGACUCCACCAUGCAGGCCCUGGUGACUGCCGUCUACGAGUUGGGUUGCCUGGUUGGUGCCAUGUACGCCUUGUUCACUGGUGACAAGCUUGGUCGUCGUCUCAUGAUUAUUCACGGUGCUUGGGUCAUGAUCAUUGGUGUUAUUAUUCAGAUCGCUGCCGUAAAGGGCCAUGGAGCUACCGCCCAGUUCUUCGUCGGCCGUAUCAUCACUGGUAUCGGCAACGGAAUGAACACUUCAACCAUCCCUACCUACCAGGCCGAGUGCUCGCGUUCCUCCAACCGUGGUCUUCUCAUCUGUAUCGAGGGUGGUAUUAUCGCCAUUGGUACAAUGAUUGCCUACUGGAUUGACUUCGGUGCCUCGUACGGCCCCGAGGAUCUUGUCUGGCGUUUCCCCAUUGGCUUCCAGAUUAUCUUCGGUGUUAUCAUUAUCAUUGGCAUGUACUAUUUGCCCGACUCGCCUCGCUACCUUAUCUCCAAGGGUAAGGUGCACGAGGGUGAGUAUGUGCUCGCUGCUCUCGGUGGUUACGAAGUCGAUUCCCACGAGACCCAGCUCCAGAAGCAGCUUGUCAUCGAGUCCAUUGAGGCUGCUGGUGUUGCUGCCGGUGCUGGUUACUCUGAUCUCCUCACUGGUGGCAAGACCCAGCACCUGCGCCGCAUGCUUAUCGGUUCUUCAUCUCAAAUCGCCCAGCAGUUGUCUGGUUGCAAUGCUGUGAUUUACUACCUGCCCGUCCUCCUGAAGAAGUCUCUCGGUCAGUCUCAGUUUAUGUCCAUGCUUAUCGGUGGCAUCAACAUGAUUGUCUAUGCCAUCUUCGCUACCUUCUCCUGGUUCUUCAUUGAGAAGAUCGGUCGCCGCAAGCUCUUCAUUGGUGGUAUGACAGGUCAGAUGGUUUCCAUGAUCAUCGUCUUCGGUUGCUUGAUCCCCGACGAGACCGGACCUUCUAAGGGUGCCGUCUUCGGUCUGUUCCUCUACAUGUCCUUCUUCGGUGCCUCGAUCCUGCCUCUCCCCUGGCUGUACCCCGCCGAGAUCUCGCCUCUCCGUACCCGUGCCAAGGCUAAUGCCGUCUCUACCUGCUCGAACUGGCUGUUCAACUUCACUGUUGUUAUGAUCACUCCGGUUAUGAUUGACAGCAUCUCCUGGGGUACCUACCUCUUCUUCGCCACCGCUGGUCGCAGUCUGGAGGAGAUCGAUCUCAUCUUUGCCAAGGGUUACUGCGAGAACAUGAGCUAUGUCAAGGCUGCCAAAGAGUUGCCUAAGCUCACUGAUGAGGAGAUUGAGGCCAAGGCUGCUGAGUAUGGCUUCGAGUCUCACCGCCAGCAGGGUGAUAUGGAGAACGCUGGUGAGAAGGGCUCCCCUCGCAGCACCUCUAGCGAUGGAAAGGAUUUCCACGAGGAGACCGAGAACUCCAAGAACAUCUCUUGA
Molecule: messenger RNA, 1578 nt
Organism: Penicillium mononematosum
Lineage: Eukaryota; Fungi; Ascomycota; Eurotiomycetes; Eurotiales; Aspergillaceae
Product: putative MFS monosaccharide transporter
Exons: 3
Coding region: 1-1578 (525 amino acids)
Biological process (GO): transmembrane transport; carbohydrate transport
Cellular component (GO): membrane
Molecular function (GO): carbohydrate:proton symporter activity
Source: RefSeq, a predicted model, not a curated record